GACCGAUCGCGAGCGACGUAAUCGUUUUGACACGUUGACGGCGACGACGAGCUGUCACCUGCACCGCGGCGUUCGUCGCCGACGACGAGGACGACGACGACGACGGCGGCGGCGGCGACGUGUUGGUCACGAUGAUAAGCGGCGCGUACGCGUGGUGGAGGCUCGCGAGGAUCGUUAAUAGGCACGGACUUUUAUCUCCUUUCUCUUUUCCUCCUACUACUCCUACUACCGCCGCCGCUGCACCGUGGACCUCGGCGCACGGCCGACGACGACGGAGCGACGACGACGCCGGGUCACGCACGACGCCACGGACAGGCUUGGCCGUCGUCGCCGACGGCGAAGGCGGCGGUGUUUCCACGGGUCGCAGCGCGUCGAGCGUUACUCGCGUCAUUCGACAGCUAAUCAUGGAACUUGAAAAUUGCAAUGCGCAUGAAGAUCAGGAGAAUACGGGGCCUAAUACACCGCAGCACGACAACGAUCCGAGUGGUAACAAAAAAUGGUACCGACAGGCCAGCCAAAGGAUCUUCGUCAAUCGGAGCCUUCAUCUAGAGAACAUCAAGUUCUAUGGCUUCGACAUGGAUUACACAUUAGCGGAAUACAAGUCGCCACAGUAUGAGCAACUGGGCUUCAAUCUUCUCAAGGAUCGUUUAGUAUCCCUAGGAUAUCCACAGGAAAUCAAGGCCUUUGAAUAUGAUCCCAGCUUUCCCGUUCGUGGAUUAUGGUUCGACACUUUACACGGAAACCUUUUGAAAGUGGACGCUUACGGGAACAUUUUAGUCUGUGUCCACGGCUUCGAGUUCUUGAAGCAUUCUCAGGUCUACGAGCUUUAUCCAAAUAAAUUUCUACAGUUAGACGAAUCUAGAGUUUAUGUGCUCAAUACCUUGUUCAAUCUACCGGAGACCUAUUUGCUGGCAUGUCUGAUAGACUUUUUCACGAAUUCGCCGCAAUAUACCAGAGAAAAAACCGGAGUCAAAGAAGGUGAGCUCACCAUGAGCUUCAAAAGCAUAUUUCAGGAUGUCAGAAACGCGGUAGAUUGGAUCCACCUUCAUGGUGAUCUUAAAUCGAAGACUAUCGAGAACUUAGACGAAUAUGUAAAGAAGGAUGAAAGGUUGCCUAUGUUCCUUACGAGAAUCCGAGAGAGCGGAGCAAAACUGUUUUUAUUAACUAACAGUGAUUACGUUUUCACGGACAAAAUUAUGACUUACUUGUUCGAUUUUCCACACGGUGCACGGCCUGAUGAACCACAUAGAAAUUGGAAAACCUACUUCGACACAAUUGUGGUAGACGCCAGAAAGCCGUUGUUUUUUGGAGAAGGGACAAUUUUACGACAAGUAGAUACAAAAACAGGUGCUUUAAAACUUGGUACACACAAAGGACCACUUCACACAGGAGAAGUGUAUUCAGGAGGCUCGUGCGACGUAUUUACAGAGUUAAUUGGCGCAAAAGGAAAAGAUGUGUUAUACGUUGGUGACCACAUAUUUGGCGAUAUUUUAAAGAGCAAGAAGAUAAGGGGAUGGAGGACAUUUUUAAUAGUCCCAGAAUUGGUUCAAGAGUUACACGUUUGGACUGACAAGUGUCAAUUGUUUGCCGAAUUACAAAACCUGGACGUUAUGCUCGGAGAAAUGUACAAAAAUUUAGACAGUAGUACAAAGGAAAAGCCAGAUAUUUCUAAAUUGCGUGCGUCUAUAAGGGAUGUCACGCAUAAAAUGGACUUAGCUUACGGUAUGAUGGGCUCCCUUUUUCGCAGCGGAAGCAGACAAACGUUUUUCAGUAGUCAAGUCGUGAGGUACGCCGAUUUAUAUGCGGCAACCUUCUUAAAUUUGAUUUACUAUCCUUUUUCAUAUAUGUUCAGAGCACCUGCUAUGUUGAUGCCUCAUGAAAGUACAGUGGCACAUGAACAAAGAUUUGUUAUGGAAACGCCAAUGAUAAGUCGUUCAAGAACAUUUAAACUGGCAGACGAGGAAGAAGAACAUAAUCGGCCUUCUUCUAAAAAUUUGUAUGUAGACCAUUUCAAUAAUCAAAUUCCACAUGCGAGACCAGAAACGCCACGUAAUGUUACACAUACACACGAUGAAGAUUGUAGCGAUGAAGAUAGUGAUUCGCAGAAACAAGCUAAUCAAUUGAGAGUAUCUACAAGAAACGUAAAUUGCAAUUAAAAUCGUAUUUUAUAA
Cyphomyrmex costatus is the source of this 2171-nucleotide messenger RNA. RefSeq names its product 5' nucleotidase B (gene Nt5b). Gene Ontology annotation, molecular function: 5'-nucleotidase activity. The transcript is spliced from 10 exons. Bases 132 to 2156 code for a protein of 674 amino acids. The record is from RefSeq and is a predicted model, not a curated record. Lineage: Eukaryota; Metazoa; Arthropoda; Insecta; Hymenoptera; Formicidae.